AAGAACCUGUGAUCUGCGUUUGAGGACUUCUCUUUGGCCAACAUGUCUUCGAAAUGCCAAGAUAACAACGACAACUUUGAAGAACAAUCUACAGUGAAGGAGGAGCUGAACAGAAAGAUCAAGGAGCAGAAGGUUGUGGUGGACGAGCUUUCAAAUCUGAGGAAAAACAGAAAAGUCUACAUCCAGCAGAGGAACAGCAACAUAUUCUUCCUAGCAGACAGAGGUCAGACACUGAGCUCAAGCAAACAGGAACUGGACUACAUGAAGAAGGAGCUACAGGAUAUGUGAGACUUCACGGCUCGGCUUGUCUCCGCAAUAAUGUGCGGCAUAUUUUGUCUGCUAAGUGUUUCCCCCGCUCAG
Molecule: messenger RNA, 360 nt
Organism: Notolabrus celidotus (New Zealand spotty)
Lineage: Eukaryota; Metazoa; Chordata; Actinopteri; Labriformes; Labridae
Product: ASNSD1 upstream open reading frame protein-like
Exons: 4
Coding region: 43-288 (81 amino acids)
Source: RefSeq, a predicted model, not a curated record